This is a messenger RNA of Psylliodes chrysocephalus, 3303 nucleotides long. The record is from the annotation of a GenBank genome assembly. NCBI's taxonomy places the organism in Eukaryota, Metazoa, Arthropoda, Insecta, Coleoptera, Chrysomelidae.
AUGAACUUCAGAUGGUUUGCAAACAUUCUCGUUCAUCACCCAUUUUUCGUUCUAUUAGCUGUUGCAGUUUUUUCAGGAACAUGUAUUAUUAUACCCCUUUCACUAAUUAAAGUCCACGGGCGUAGCUUCAAGGAUCCCCAAUUGGGAUUCUCCACAAGAGGUACAAAAAUUGCAAAUCGUCUAACAGCAUGGACAAAUUUAAUUAAAGCUACAGAUACCUCUGGUGAGUUUACUAGAAAUCCAAAAGAAAUGAGAGAAUUUAUGAAAAUGAAAAAUCAAACUUCCAACAAUGUAUCAAGAGUGAAAGCUACCUUGAAGCCUAGACAAAAGAAAAUUAAAAAACCACCUAAAAAAACUAAAGGAAAUCCUGUGUAUGGAAGUUUAAGUGUAACUUUUACUGAAGACUCAAACUCUAGUGCUGCUUUGGCUGAACUUAACAGAUGGAAAAAUGUCCAACAUUUAGAACCAAACAAUCAAAAAACUUUUGAAGAAAAUUAUUUUUGUGGAAAUCCAGAUGAAAGGUACGCUCACUUAGUUAUUAGCACACACAAUAGAAGAGACUUAUUUAAUCUAGCUGAUCUGUUAUCACUCUGUCGAUUAGAGCAUCAAUUAACUGGUAUUCCAACUUAUGAAGAUUUAUGUAUUGAGAAUUCAUGGAGAAAAUGUUGUAAACCUUGGUCACUUCCAAAUUUCGUCGCCUUUUUUAACAGAAGGACUUCUUGUCUAGCUAUCACGGCAGGUGAUGUAGAAAACACUAAAAACCUUCUGAUGCAAUGCUCCAGAUAUUUCCAUUCUAAUGAUCUCAAUUCACAAUGUUUGCCAAAUGUACCUUACAACUGUGAAUGCUUACGUCAUGAUGCUGUGUAUAAUGUGCUCAAUUUUAUCACCCCCACAUCAUUUUUACCUGCUAAUGAAACUAUUGACGCUCACGAGGUUAGUGAAGUUAUGAUAUUCCUGCCACUAGCCUGCAGUACUGCUAUUAUUCCCUAUUACUACCACCUGUCAUCAGUAACAUUGGAUUAUGAAGGUUUGAAAAUAGUUGCUAUUGAUUUUGGUAUAAAGAGUUCAUUAUUUGACUCAUAUCUUCUGAGGGAUGCUUACCUUAUGGGAUCUGGAGUUUGUUUUGUCUUCAUAUGCAUUUGGAUAUACACACGAUCACUGUUUCUUACGAUGGCGACAAUAUUAAUAAUUAUAUGUUCAUUGGGCAUAUCCUAUUUUGUUUACAAUCUUAUAUUUGAAAUUAAAUUUUUUCCAUUCAUGAAUUUACUUGCAACAGUCGUAGCGAUUGGUAUUGGUUCAGAUGAUGCUUUUAUAUUCUGUAAAACUUGGGAGACGCAGAAACUAAAUCAGGACGGUUCUUUGGAACAAAUUAUGACUGAUACAUUCCAUCAUGCAUUUAUGACUAUGUUUAUCACAUCUUUGACCACUGCAGUAGCAUUUUUAGGUUCAAGCAUUAGUGCAGUAACAGCAGUCGCUUGUUUCAGUACUUUCACUGGAAUGACUGUAAUUGCAAACUACCUGUUAAUGAUGACCGUAUUCCCGGCCUGUCUUGUAAUUUGGGAACGUUCCUGCAUGUCAAACCAAGCAUUUUUAAGAAGUUGCACUAUGACUUUAUAUCAAAGAUGGUGCUGCAUCAAGUUAAGGCUGAACUUAUCCGACGGAUGGUGCAAGUAUCUCAAUAUAACGAAAUUCUUUAAGAUGAAAGAAAACUUUAUUCUGUCAUACAUCAUUAGAUACAAAUAUUUUUGUUGCAUACUUAUGACCAGUUUAAGUCUUGCAAGUGGUUUUAUUGUUUUUGUAAAUCCGAAAAUGCAGCUUCCUGAUUCUAAAGAUUUUCAGCUAUUUGACUCUUCACAUCUAUUUGAACAAUACGAUCUUAAAUACAGGGACCAGUUCUGGUUCAAUCACCCAGAAAAGCAUGAUCAAGUAAAUUACAAACUGCCAUUGCGUUUUGUAUGGGGAGUCCUUCCAAUUGAUAAUGGCGAUCACUUGGACCCAAGAAAUUUAGGUACUUUGACUUUGGAUCCAGAUUUCGAUAUGGCAGAUCCAGAAGCACAAGAAUGGCUCUUAAACUUUUGCCAGAAAGUGCGACAACAACCCUUCUAUCACUCUAUGGUCGGUCCUCUAUUGCCAAACUGUUUUGUUGAAACUUUUAUGAAUUCAAUGAAUAGAAAAUGUUAUGAUGCUUUCCUAGACCAGGAUAGAACUCCUUGUUGCGAAAUUUCAAAAUUCCCUUUUAAUAGAACUGUAUUCAACGAAUGUAUUGAAAAUGAAAUAGCUGAUGUAUAUAACACUCCAACAAAUCUUUUGAAUCCAGGUAUGGCUGGCCCAAAAUUUUCAAAAGACCAAAAUGCGACAAUAAAAGUUGUAGUAGUAGAAUAUGACAGUACAUAUAGUUACACAAUGUCAUAUAAACAAAUGGAUAGUUUUUUUAAUAGUGUUGAAACUUGGAUGAAUGAAGAAUUGAAAACUGCGCCCAAAUCGCUGAAAAACGGCUGGUUUAUCAGCGAUUUAGCUUUUUAUGAUUUACAACGCGAACUUAAUAUUAGUAUUGAAUUUGCUGUUGCUAUAUCAAUGGGAUUGGCUUUGUUAGUAUUAUAUUUAUCUACACUGAAUGUACUUACAAGUCUGUAUGCAAUUAUAACAAUAAUAAGUAGUAUAUGUGUUACUAUUGCAGUAUUAGUAUUAUCAGGGUGGAAACUGAAUAUUGUAGAAGCUACUGCUAUAUCAUCUUCUAUAGGUCUUACUGUAGAUUUUAGUUUACACUACAUUGUAAAUUACCGUAUGUGUCCAGAAGAUGUUGCAGUUAAUAGAGAAGCAGCUACCAAAUAUGCACUUGAUUAUAUGGCUGGUCCUGCAUUUAUGGCAGCUAUAACUACUGGUGCUGCAGGAGCAUUUAUGUUACCAUCAAUGAUCCUUCCAUAUAUACAAAUUGGUACGUUCCUGUUAGUGGUAAUGUGCGUUAGUUGGGUUUAUGCUACAUUCAUGUUGGGUUCCAUGCUGGCUAUCGGCGGUCCUAUCAAAGAUUGCGGACAGUUCAACUGGUCAAGUCUAAUGUGUCUAUUUAAUAGAUCCCAACGUGUACAAGAAAGACCUUUGCCACCUCCAUCUACAAUCGUUGAUGCCGACAGUCACGAAUUGGAGUCCUUAACGUUCCCCAAAGAACAAAAUAGGGCUUCUAUACCGUUGAGACGUUCUUUAAGCACAUGUGGAGUCAGAUUCACCCCUAACAAAUAUACACUUACAGAUGAAUCCCCUUCUGCAACCAGUGCUAUAACUAUCAUUAUGACAGAUGACAAUUAA